Molecule: messenger RNA, 1341 nt
Organism: Trichomonas vaginalis G3
Lineage: Eukaryota; Parabasalia; Trichomonadida; Trichomonadidae
Product: ubiquitinyl hydrolase protein
Exons: 1
Coding region: 1-1341 (446 amino acids)
Biological process (GO): protein deubiquitination
Cellular component (GO): cytosol; nucleus
Molecular function (GO): cysteine-type deubiquitinase activity; cysteine-type endopeptidase activity
Source: RefSeq, a predicted model, not a curated record
AUGAAAUGCUCUUCACCAACUGAUGGUGAAUCAGAAGAAUGGCUAGAAAUCCGUACAUCAACUAACAAAGACAUCCCAGAGCACUAUUUUUCAAAAGAAUGGGCAAGUCGUCUUAUAGAAGAAAACCCAAUUGAAGAACCAUUCGGCGGGCUUCAUAAUUUAGGAAACAGUUGCUUCUUAAAUUCAGUCCUUCAAUGCUUAGCAUAUACUCCUGGUCUUGAAAAACUGUCUAAUUCACUUCCCAACGUUAUAUUAGAAAAUUGUUCAGGAAAAUCUUGCUUUUUAUAUCACUUUGGUCAACUUUGCAAAGCUCUACGCAGGCUACCAAUCGCAGCUCCCCACAUUUUCUUUGCAAAUAUGAGACAAAUUUCUUCAGAUAUGGAAUGUGGUGUCCAACAAGACGCCCAUGAAUAUCUCUUUGCUCUUCUCAACCACUUUGACGACGAAUGCAGGGCGCCAAAAGAGAACAAAGCUGCUACUUACGAUACACCAGUUGAUUCAUUUUUCGGAGGAUUAUUCAGAGAAACAAAAAUAUGCGCCAGAUGCGGACAUAACGAUCAAACGACCUCAAAAUUCUAUGAUAUUACAUUGCCAUUGGACGCUGAUACCCUUGAUGGCUGUUUUGAAAGUUUUAUGAAGCCAAGAAACGUCGGAAGCAACUACAUCUGCGAGCAUUGUAAACAGGCAGGUACAUGCUCUACAAGAACUAAAUUUGCGGACACUCCAAACAUUUUAAUUAUUACGAUGAUGAGAUUUACAGCAACAGUUAACAAAGACGAACGCCAAGUUGAUUUCGGUUUGAAUAUCGAUCUCAAGGAGUUCGUUGAAGAUGGCGUCGAACACUUUUAUGAGCUUUUUGCCGUAAUUAAUCAUUCAGGCCAUCAAGUGAACCGUGGCCACUUCACCUGUUUCGUCAAAUGCAACGGCGGCUCAUGGUAUAACUGCGACGAUACUAAAAUCACCAAAGACACCGCUCAAAAUGUUUUAGAUUCCAAACCUUACGUUCUUUUCUACAAAAGAGUCCAUGGACCAGAAUCCGCUCCGAUCAUGGUCACGUUCGGUAUCGCUCCGACCGAGAAAAAGAAAAAGGACGCCCCUCCAAAACCGGCAAAAACGAGAAGAAGGGUUUUGUACGACGAAGAAGAGGAGGAACAGGUGGAAACAUCAAAGGUCCCUCAGCUUCCGAAGACACAAAACGAAGGUUUCUUCAGCGAAGUUUCAGAUGGAGAAAACGAUCUGAUUGAAGAUGGAGAAAUGGUUGUUGAGAAGACAUUCAAGAACACAGAUGAUAGGCUGAUCACAAUGCAUCUAGUUUGCACAGUUACAAAGAAGAGACUAUAG